This is a messenger RNA of Melospiza melodia melodia, 7568 nucleotides long. RefSeq names its product EEF1A lysine methyltransferase 1 (gene EEF1AKMT1). The coding region runs from base 276 to 914 and encodes 212 amino acids. The record is from RefSeq and is a predicted model, not a curated record. The transcript has 6 exons. Gene Ontology annotation, molecular function: nucleic acid binding; protein-lysine N-methyltransferase activity. Lineage: Eukaryota; Metazoa; Chordata; Aves; Passeriformes; Passerellidae. Gene Ontology annotation, biological process: methylation.
CGCAGAGUGGCCUCGAAGCGAUCCACGGGGGAGGGGACAGCAGGAAAGGGCCUUCUCCGGGAACGGUCCGUGUCCCCUCAGCCACGUGUAGGAGAGACCGGUGAUCCCGAGCCUGUCCUCCGUAGGACACCUCGUAAUUUCCUUUUCCUUGAAGUAGCCAGCAGGCCUCCUGACUUUGUUAAUCCGUUGAAGUUUCUGCGUAUUUAGGAAUGAGGAGAAGAGCCGCGAGCAGCUCCCCUUGAAAUGACUCAAAAUGUUCACUCAGUGUUCAGAAAAUGGACGAUGAUGAUGACAUUCCCCAGCUUUCAUCCCAUACAUUGGCUGCCCUCCAGGAGUUCUAUUUGGAGCAGCAGCAGAGAGAGGGCAUGAAGACCUCCCAAGGGUUUAAUCAAUAUUCCAUUGGCUCAAUAGAAGAAGACUGGCAACUGAGCCAGUUUUGGUACAGUGAUGAAACUGCAUCAUGCCUGGCUAAGGAAGCAGUUCUGGCAGCUGGAAAAGGUGGCAGGAUAGCAUGUGUUAGUGCACCGAGUGUGUACCAGAAACUGAAAGAACAGGAUGGUGAGGAUUUUUCUGUGUGUAUACUGGAGUAUGACAGAAGGUUUUCUGUGUAUGGAGAAGAGUUUAUCUUCUAUGAUUACAACCACCCUUUGGACUUACCUGAAAAUCUCCUGCCACACAGUUUUGACAUCGUAAUAGCAGAUCCACCCUAUCUGUCUGAGGAAUGUCUUCAAAAGACUACAGAGACCAUCAAAUACCUGACAAAAGGAAAGAUUCUGCUUUGCACAGGUGCAGUCAUGGAGGAACAGGCAGCAAAGCAUCUGGGUGUGAAGAUGUGCAAGUUUAUUCCAAAACACUCGCGAAAUUUAGCCAAUGAAUUUCGAUGCUAUGUGAACUAUGCUUCUGGACUGGACUAAUUCUCCUAAGAUCAUCUACAAAUCUACAGCUUUUUCAGUCAAGCUUCUUUCUGUUUGCUGUCAGUUAUGCCACAUUUCUGAGGGCUGACAUAGUCAGCUCUGAGUACUGUUCUCUGGCACAGCUGGAAUCAACACAGUAUGAUAGCCUCUCUCUUUUAAAUGAGUAAGCAUUUGCAGUUACUGUGUUUUGUAUUAGGUAAAUGCAGGUGCUGGAUAAUGGGAGCUUCUUUGUUAGACUUUAAUUCUAACUGGUAGCUUUUACUAUAUGAGGACACGUCAGUGACCUCUUUGAAGUGAAUUUAGCUUAUAACAACACAUAGGUGUUUGCCUUGCAGGCAUCAGAAUUGUCAUUGCCAAAGAGUGUGAUACUUCUGUAGUAAUGUGACCCACACAUGUCCCUUAAAUCUUGAAUCACAAUGGCUCUGAUUAAAUAUAAUGCCUGCUUUUUAAUAAUUUCAGUAUCAAACUAAAGAGGAUCUACAGGUAUGUCAAGUUACAAGAAUGGGCACAAUUUUUUUUCCCAGUUGCCUGAUUUUAUCUUUUUCUCCUGUUCCACAGACAGCAGCAGAGCAGUAGAAUAGAAGCAUCCUAAAAAUCAUUGAAUCUUACAAGGCCACUGUGGAAUAAUAUAUUGAUAAGCUCCCACUGUUUCAAAUGGAAAAAUGUUAGAUUUUAUAUUCAAGGUUUGGUCUAUAUUUCAGUCAAAAUAGGUAAUACAUUGGAAAGGCUUUGCUUUGCAUAAGUAGAGAUUUUUGAUAACUGGGAAUUUUGAAGCCACUUUUGACUAGCCUUUUGACUACAGUACUGAAGUAUUUUUGGGUGGAGAUUAGUUCAUAAAUUUCAAAGCACUCAACACUUUUAUAAUCUCUAAAAACACUCUACCAAACACAAGCACUUGUCUUUGUAUGUCAUACCAUAUAAAAGUUAACAGAAUAAGGUGGGAAUAAGCCUAAUUAAGCUUGUGAGAUGAGACUUUUUAUAAGGCAGUGAUAAUACCCAUGUUUCUGCUGUUUGGAUGCAGAAUUUCCCAUCUGGUGGAGUAAACAGCUGAGCAAGAAUAAUGUAGAUGGAUUCUAAUCCUCUCUCAGUGUUCAGAGAAUGGUGUUGUCUGAGCUGAACACAAAAGUGGUUCAUAAACACCCACCCAAUCCACUCUAGCUCUCCUCCCCAUUUUCCAAGAGAUCUGUUUGCUUCCUAAGGCUUUUCCCUCCUCACAUUUUAUACCUGCUGCUUGUUCCCUGCAUGCAGUGUUCCUGGGCUCCAUGGUAACAUUUUUCUCCCUCUUGGACACACCUUGGAUUCUGUCAGGCUGGUCACAGGUGUUGUUAAAACAGGGGAAGUGCAGGAGGGAAAUGCUCGCAGGGAGAACAGGCACCGGCCUCUCCUUUCUGCUGUGUGAGCCAGGGCCCAUACAGGCUUGCCUUUCAAAGCAGAUGCCAUCCUUGCUGCUGAGCCAGAAUUCCCCUGAAAAUGACUGUCCACAGGUGAAAUACACCUGGGUUUAGUUGUUUUCUGGAAGGCUACAUCAUCACUUUCAUGUGGCCAGUUUGAAAAUAAAGCAAACCAGAAUGGUAACUGCGUAGCUCUUGGCACUAACCUGUACUUUAAACUGGUUCAUUACCUCAGUGUCUUGCACACCCAGCAGGUGGAGAUAAUGAAGUAACUCAUGAAACUUUGUUUUUAACUGCACAGAGGCUUCAAGUGGGACAGGUAUGAUUUCCAGAAGGAAUGAUAUUGUUCCCCUGCUGUUACCCUAAAUUAGAAUGUGCUGUUCAAAUCGAAGCCUCACCUAUUUUGCUGUUUUAUUUGCUUCUUUUUGGUAAAUGUGUAUUAUUGGGCUCUCCGUAGCAGAGUUAAAAGUCAGCUUCACUAACUUCAUCAGAGAUAUUUCUUAAAAAGAUAAAAGUGCACCGCUCAGUUGUACCAAGAAGUUCACUUCCAAGAAAAUCACUGCUGCUUCUCACAUGUAGGUCAGACUGCUUGAAAAGGGGCACUGUGAAGAUGCACAGUUACGGAACUGAGGGUGCGUGGAAAUCUGUGCAGAUGCACUCAACAGAGCAGCCCGUUGUCCACCAGCCUCCCUCUUAAAAGCCUGGGGACUGCAGGCAGCUGCCCAGGCAGAGCUUGACUAGUGGCAUGUACAGCCUUCAUCAGUGAUGGGAGGUAAACUAUUUUUGUCUUACCUGAUUCCAAGGAAGUAGCUGUUUCUGAGAAGGGUACAAGCCACAAAAAUCCAUAGUGAAUUUGUGUUUUGUGCCAGUAUGGUAACUUUUAAAAAUAGUACAUGACAGCAAAACCCUCUUUUCUUCUGUAACAGGAUUGUGAUUAAAAAUGUCAGUGUCAAGUAGUGACUGACUACUGGGGGUGUCUCAUGGAUGGAUUUCCUGUUGGAACAGACUGUGGUGAAGUGUCAGCACCGUGCUGCUUUUCCAGUGGCAUUUAUGACUGUGCUACAGCCUUAUGUGCUACAGCCUCUUUAACUACCCUAGCCCAGGCAGUUAUGGCUGUUCCCUCAUGCCAGCUGGAUUAAUGGGUGUUUAUACUUUCUGAGCACAUCACAGCCUUUUUCCCUUUUCCUCCUGCUGCUUUCAUGUUCAUGUUCCCCCACGCAAUUCCAUGUUUAUGUGUAGCUGUAGAUCUUCACCCAUUCAGACAGACACCUUCAGGUGAUGACUGGCAAGUAAACCCAAACUAGCAUCUCAGGCUUUCCUCAGCCUUCCUGAAUGAUAGGAAUUUUCCAAACUACCUUAAGCGAUACUACAGACAAGAAAAUAAUCUCAUUACCAAGGAUAUUGUUCUGUGUUUUGUGGCUCCUAAUGUAUUCCAGGGACAACCUUGUUGAAGGAAGAGAUUUUCCUGGCACAACAAAAAAAUUUCUCAAAUCAGCUGCAGCUGCCAGAUAGUUCUAGCUUUGAAUUGUUUGCAUUUAUUGGGCCUGGAGUUGGUUCAGUGAGGCAUUUCAUGUCUUCCUUCUGUCAACAGUUUGUGAAGCCUUGAAGCAACUCCAAUGAACAUUCCCUCCCCCACGCAAAUUAAAGGCAAGGCUGUGGCAGCUGUAACCAGAGGGCUGGAAGCUGGAAAAUGUCACACCACAUUUGAAAUGAAACUGAUAUAAAUCCAUGAUGUGAUUACCUUGUAAAAAAAAACCAAUUCCAAACAAAUGCAAACUACAUUUAACACUCAACCUUUCCCACAUGAGUAAUGUGGAGAGAAAGGAUAUGUGGAAGGAUAUUUUGAAGGCCAGUAAGUGUUUGUGUAGCUAAUAGCUCUUGAUGUUAAGUAUUAACAAACAGUUGCUCACUAACAAAAUAUCAAACAGUUGCUCGUGCUGAAACAUAAACAGCUUUUAAGAAACACCUAACUGGAAAGCUGAAUCAGGAAGCAAAUUGGCUCAGCUAAAAAGUCUGUCACAGAGGAAAAGGAGGAUUAAGAAGGGAAAAUGUGCUUCUGAACAGAAUAGCAUAAAGAUGCCUGAACCAUGGAAGCUUGCUGCUCUUGCUGCAGUGUGAUGAGAAGGAGGUCACCACCACAAGCCCUCCAUUGAUCCAUGGAGGUUUUUCAUGUUCUCUAAUAACUAAUUUGUUGCAGACAAAUUUGUAUAACAAAAGUGCAGACAAUGAGUUCUGCUGGAAGGCAGUGUUUGGCCAGACUUAGCGGGUAGCCCCUCUGGGUAUCUACUAAAUAUUAAGUGCUGCAUGGUUGGACAUUUUGCUGUUGUUUGGGGUCAUUUUAUUGUCUCUUAGGGUGAAGUCUUUGCUUUUAUGCUGUAGAGUCUGAAGGUUCAACUUCACGCUGCCUUAAGUGUACAUAUGGAGAAAACCUCACAAUCUAAUGGUGAAGCUGGAAGGGUUCAGGCUACUGAGACAUCACCUAGAGUAGUGUUUCUACAGUUUUGUGGGUCAGCCUCCCUUUUGAGCCCCUCUGAUUACCAUUUCCCUCUGCUCAGAGGGUGAGAAGUUCCUCCACAUUAGAAGGAAGAAAAAGAGGUUGUAACUGCUGCAAGUAUUUUCAUUCUCUGGGGAAAAGGUAACUAGCUACCUAUAAUUACUGGCAGCAGCCAGGCAAUUAGCUGUUCUCUGAGUAGUAUAAACAUUUUAUGAGCAUCUCUGAACUCAGAAUCCCUUUGAGAAUCCCCUUGAGAUAGAAGCAUCACAAUUGGAGGAAACACAGAUCUAAAGACGAGGAAAAUUGAGGAAAAGCAUCUGCACAAAAAACACAGCUACAACCUUCAAUCUGGCAUUGUGAUGGGAAUCUUUAUUUGUUUCUGGAGUUCUUAAAGUUAUUUUAGGCUUUGUAAGAGGUUUCACCGGUUGCGCUAUAAAAAUAUUGUUAUAUCUCUAGACUGAGUCAGAGAGAGCAUAAUCAAUAAUGAUGGAGUUAUCCUAUGACUUUCAUUCUGUCUUCAACUUGUUGGUUGUGAUUAGCUCAUAGUCUUUCCAUUCUUCAUCCACUCCAAAGAAGAGUGUGUUUAUGUAGUGUAGGGGCUUUUUCUGCUAUGAAUUAAGGCAAAUUUCAAGAUUCAUGAUGUAGCAGACACAUUGCUGCAUAUGAUGUUCAUUCUGUAAAGACAUUGCAGUCAUGAUCAUCUGUAAAAGAGAUUCUCUGCUGUGCAUUCAGAGGUUUAUCUGUUUUGGUGAGUGUGGCCCUCUGAGGAAUUACAUUUGUGCAAGGCAUGCCUGGUCAUUCCCGAUUCUCAUUCAUUAGGCUGAGUCAACUUCAGUCUCUUGUUCUGGAAAUGCAAGUUUUUGUGUAUGCAGGGUUUCUGGUGAGAGCCUGCCACCAAGUUCCAUCAGCAGUAGGCUGCACAGAUGGAAGGCUGCCUGGUCAGCUUUUGCAGGUGGUGAUCAUCUGUUACAUGUAGCAUAAGGAGACAUGAGUAACAGUAAUUGUAAAAAUCAGUUGGAUUUAACAACUUUGGGUUGGCUGGGACUCAAUGACCUCUUGUAGGAUCUGGAAGUUAGGACCUAGCCUGCUUACUCACCUGCAGCACACCUGAGGCGAAGCUGAUCCUUGGUACUUACUUUUUAAUGGGGAAUCUCCUCUCCUAAAAUGAGAAAGGUUUUGGCCUUUCAGCUGCAUGGAACACAGUUUUAUCACAAGGAAGUUAAGCAGUCAGUGAUGGAUCCUUGGGACACAAACUGUGUUUUUCCUAAUUGAUAUUUUCUUUGUAAUUAGACAUAGUCCACAUAAAAAAAGUCUGCUGCAUUUUUACAAUAUUCUAGCAUGUUUUUUCUCAACACCUUUGUACCCUUAGCAAUUUGGCAAGUUUAAAAAUAGCAAGCACAUAGAAUAUUGCUUCAUGAAUGACUCCAACUCAGCAAAGGUUUCCUUGCUGUAGUGUAUAAAUUAGCCAAAGAGGUAACAGCUCAGAGGCAAAGCUUGGAGCUUAUGCAGUAUAAAGGGAGGCUCUCCCAGCUGGAGAAAUUAUCCUUUUAACUGCUGAUUUGUCACAUGUAGGGCAGCUGUGUGAUUUUUAUACAAGUGUACUUAAAAGAAUAUAAGGGAUUCCUCAAAAAUAUCUACAACCAGUAGCCUGCUAUAGUAAUAGCCACCAUGUCUUACAGUUACAUCAUCUUCUAACAUUUGCUGUGAAUAAGCAAAGAUAAAAUUCUGUUCUUCUCUAAGGGAAAAGAAAAGCUACUUUGGAGUUUGAAAUAAUGAACUAAACAAGAUUACAUGAGCUAAAGAAAUAGAAUUAAUUGCCAUCUCUAAUGAUCGGAGUGACUGGACUUUCCAUCCUAUAUCUGAAAUAACUAAGCAGAAAAGAGGGUGAGUGAGUGUGUUUGCUGCUGCGGUGCAGUUUCCUGAGGUGAUGAGGUGAUGAUGUGAGGCCAGUACUGAAACAUGACUUUUAAUCCAUUCUUCAUUCCGAUGAGGGCUUGUUCUGGCCCACCAGCAACUUCACUGCUUGCUUAUCGAUGCUGGAAUUGAGGCUCUCUGCCUCCUUUUCCUGCUCGGGGACGCAGGUGCAGCCCACGGGGAUGGUGAUGUAAUCCUCGGUGUAGACGUAGCGGCCGCCGGCGCAGGCGGGCGUGCGGCGCAGGAUGACGGUGGGCAUGAACACGGGCGUGCUGCGGAACUGCAGGCUCUCCUCGCCAAAGAGCCCCAUCAGGCAGCCUUUGCACAGGCAGUAGGCUUCGGGAAUGUACUUGGGGUAUCUCGUGGGGUCAUAGGAGAUCCUAGGGGGAGGCAAGUAAAGAUUCAUUAGUGCCUCUACAACAUAUAUAUUCAUCUGGAAUUAUAUCGUCUUACAUAUUAUUAUAAUUAUUAUAGCAUUAUAAUGAUUAUAUCAUGGGGUUUUUGUCUUCGCCCGGAAAAAUAGCUGUAGCUAUUGCUGUCUGGCUUCUAAUUUGUAAGGUGUAUGUAAAGAAAAAAUCAUGAACAGGUUACAGAACUGAUUAGGUCCUACGGUGCACAUGGAAGUGUCUGGCUUUCUGAAUUGUGAGAUUCAAGGGUUUAAACAGAAUGAGUUUUGCAUUUUGGACCAAAUGGGUAAACAGAGCAUUAAAAAGGACACUUGGGCAUUUCUAAACUUUUUAUCUGCCUUGAGUUCUUCAAAAACUGGUACAAAUCCUUGUUAACAUUAUUAUUGUUAAAGCCAUGACAUGAUGUUUUAAAAUUUAGUAAUUUAAAUAAAAUUGAAUUGUACUAUUA